This is a messenger RNA of Symbiodinium sp. CCMP2456, 1047 nucleotides long. NCBI's taxonomy places the organism in Eukaryota, Dinophyceae, Suessiales, Symbiodiniaceae. The record is from the annotation of a GenBank genome assembly.
AUGCGCCGGCGCCUGGAGAAAUGGUCACAGGGCUGGGUCACACCGUCUGGGCGCAACCAGCCGCGGCAGAGGCCUGCGGGAAGCCUGGCUGGAAGCAAGAGCAGCAUCUCUUCGACCUCAGAUGCAGGCACAGAAAGCGUGGAGCGCUCGGCCUCUUCACCAGCUGCUCCGGCACAGGACAAGGAGGCCGAUGGCUUCUUUAUGACAGCCCCACCGCGGAUGGAGGCCCCACCCGUGAAUGUCGAGGAAAUGGCAGUUCUGGCAGACAAUGUCCUGUGCUGCUGCCACCCACGCCAUGGCAGCCUCACCCAGGAAGCUGCCGCCCCCGACUUUGUUCGUUGCAAGCUCCGGCUGUCAGAAGAGGUCCUUCACCUUCAAGCCGCCGAAGAUGCUGCGCUCGUCAUCCUGCUGAACAAGGUCACCGACGUGUCGGUUCUCACCGGCCCUCGAAUCUCCGAGCAGAUGAAGGAUGCUGGUUCCGAGGUGCUGCUGCUCUGCCUGUCAUCCCCGGUAUCUCGGAGCUCGCCUGGCUCAGCUGAGAGCUUGAAAGACGAGAUUCCGUCCUCCUGGGAAGUGCCGCCGAUUCCUUUCGGCAAGCUUCCCCUCAGUCGGCCGGGCCUCCCUGCCCGCUGGCAAGUCCCAGCCAAGAUCCCUGCGGGGAGGUGGCUCCAGGGGCAACCGUUGGGUGACUUCGAUCGCUCGAAUGCUCAGCUGCACCAGCAUCUUUCCGUUGGAAUGCUGCCGCUUCAUGCGUCGGUGGGCCGUUUGCCGCCACAGUCGCCAGCAUCUCGACAGCUCCCGGAAGACAGGCGUUUGCACGAGACAGCAGAGUGGGUUCGACAACGGCUGCAGUGCCUGCCAUCGUCGUGCCACACCGCCGUGGUAGUGUGGGUCGGGGACUCUGAGAACAUGGCGCGCAGCAGCGGGCGCGGCUGUCGACUUCGCAACGAGGGAAUUCCGGCCAUUGUGGGCUUCGCUGAUGCUGCAGAUGCGGCGAAGGCUCAUCAGGAGAUCUUGCUGUGCCGUGCAAAGAGGCUUGGCUUCUGA